CGAGUGUGCUCCGAGCAUGCUCCACCCGGUAGUAGCAGGCUGGGUGGCUCGUGCAGGUCCCCGCCGGCCGAAGCGGCAGCGGCUGUGGCGCGGGACAGUAUGCGGGAACCGGUCGUGAUGGUUCCUGCCACCAUGAUGGUUGAAGCUCGUGAGGUUUGAUGACGCUGCAGCAUGUAUAGUGUGGAAGAUCUCCUGAUUUCUCAUGGAUACAAACCAGCCCGAGAUGCCGCAGCACCAUGUGAGGACAAAUCAGAGCGAUGCAGGUCAACAAGGACAGGACCCCGAGCUGGCCAAGGCCUAUUGAAUGGGUACAAGGAUGGUGCUACAGCCCAUACCCACAAUAGGACAUCCCUGGGGACGGGACAUGUGAGCAACUCUGAAAACCGCAUCAGCAGGCCAAGAGGCCACAGGGAGCACCAAAGCACUUCUAGAACUCCCGAGGCACGGUUUUUAAAUCAAUCCUCCUUAGCAUGGGCCUCUCAGCCCCAAAGUGGUAGAGAAGACAUCUACUGGAGCAGAGGAAGACAGGAGGGCAGUGGCUCCCUGUGUCCCAGGGACUGGAAAGAACUGGAAGGCAGAGGAAUGGCUCAGGCUCACAGUCUGCCCAUCCAUGUGAGAGAGAAUCUGUGGGAAGUUGCAGGAAGGACAGAGCAUGUGAUGAAGAAUGCCAUCUGGGAAGAAGAGCUGAGAAUGCAGGACAUGAGCUUGGAAAGCUGGAAGAAGCCAAGGGAGUUAGGGAGGCAGGCAUCCGAUGGGGAUGGACGGAAAAGGCCCCAGGAAAAGUUCGAGGGUCUGUACCCAUUUGUUCAUGGGGAGCACAUGCUGACAUCUCAGAACAGAAAAAAAUCCCAGUCAUUGCCUCGAGCUCUUUCUCCUAAGAGCCUAAAUUUCACAGAAAUUCCGGUUCCACUACAUGAUGGUCACAUAACAGCUGUCCCAAAAGUGCCACCAUAUCCUCCCAGCUUCCCAUCCCCUUCGGAACCCAUGAGGAACCUUGAGAAGGCUAGCUCCUCGGGUCCUUUUCCCAGGCCUAAGUUUGGGAAACCCCUUAAGACUCCGUGUUAUAGCUCUCACUCACAGCCCAGGGGAGAAGGUGGAUUUCAGGACCACCAGCACAGGGACCCACGUGGCUCCUACCCAACAAGAAGUAAGGAUCCCAGCCAUGAGUUGGGUAUGCUGGAUACUGGCUUGGAGCCCCCAGUGUAUGUGCCUCCACCUUCAUAUAGGUCACCCCCUCAGCACAUUCCAAACCCAUACCUUGAAGAUCCUGUGCCCAGGCAUGUGAGCAGCAGCCAGAGUCAGCAGCAAGUACCUGAGAAACCUGAGACCAGCUGUCCACUUCCUUCUGGCUCUCUUGAAGCUAGGGAUCUCUAUGAUGCAAUGCCUGGCUCUCCUCCGCAAGGCCUUCCUCCACAACCCUAUCCUAUUGCCACCCAUGGGGGUUCAAUUCAGUACAUUCCAUUUGAUGAUCCACGGAUCCGACAUAUCAAACUAGCUCAGCCCCCAGAAUUCUAUGAAGAGGCAAAGCCUGAUGGCACAUCCUAUAACCCUGGAUUAAUCACUACCCAAGAGCCAGCCAUUGGGAAAAGACAGUACGAUGAUGCCCCUUCGGUACCACGGGGCCCAACGCCUUCACCAGUCAAUGAGCGGAACUCCGCCUUUCUCCAUUCUAGUCCCCGGUGGCUGCAGGGCCAGCUCCCCGUGGGCAUUGAACCUGGAGGCUUCCAUGGCCAAACAGAGCAUCAUGUCAUGAGAGGACUAACAACUAAUGUGACAGACAUCAAGGCAGAAAGUCAUGCCUCUUCACCACAGCCACAGAGUGAGGGUACCUGCAAAACCUACACUAAGCUCAGAAAGUUUGAAACUGGAGUUCAGAGCAAGAAAAGUUCAAAGAAGAAAAGCAACGCAACUAUAUUUUGUUUGGUCUCCAUCCCAGUUAAAUCUGAGUCACUUGUGCUAGAUACGGAUACAAACAACAGUGACUUUAAGCUGGUUGCUGAUAAGACCCAUGGGCUGCGUCAGGGCUCAGCCCUGGAGGAGCAGAGUCUUCUGAGUAUGUCUUCCACUGACCUGGAGCUGCAAGCCCUCAUGGGAAGCAUGGCUUGCAGAAGAACAUCCCCAAGGCAAGGUCUGAGGGAGUCAGAAGAUGGCCACAUUGAUGACCCCAGAAUCCUCCAUCCCAGAGAACUCAAACCCAGAGAACUUCAGGCUUCCAGCUCAUGGCCAGGACACCAAUACAGAGAUCAACAGACCCAAACCAGUUUUCACGAAGACUCCAAAAGCUCACAGCUCCUCCCUGCCACAAAGCCAGGAGAGGCCAGCAAUGUAGCUCUGACCCCAACAUGCCCAGAUACCACUGCCUCCGAAGUACACCUACAUACAGCCUUAGCAUUCAGUGAUCAAAAUCAGAAGCCCAGUGUACCUCACCUCCAAGGACAAAUGUCCCUUAGCCCAUCUCGAAACAGUGCUUUCUCAAGGACUUCCUCAGCCAUAAACCAGGCAUCUAUGUCCAAAGAGACUUCUGAGCAGCUCCCUGGUGCCAACCCUGUUCCCACACCAGAUGUGGUGAAGGGGGAGUCCACAACAGGCCAGUGCAACAGCACACGACUCUUUGGUCAGUUUCUCUUGAAACCAGUCAGCCGGCGGCCCUGGGACUUGAUAAGUCAGUUAGAAAGUUUUAACAAGGAGCUUCAGGAAGAGGAAGAAAGCCAUGGUGGUAGUGGUAGUGAGGACAGUGAGGCAGAACAGCCAGAGGACUGUGUAGAUUCCAGAACCAAGUCUUGGGCUCUCCAGGAAACUAGAACAGAACAGCAGCCUGCAGGGCUGGCACUGGAGAAUGUAGCUUCCCCAGAUAGAAGACUUAAUGAGUCACAGAACUGGAAUGAAGAACCAAAGCCUGGCCACUCAUGUGUCCAUCCACAGUCCCUGGGCCCAUCACAGGAGGAAGGCAGCAGAGGUGUUCCGGUCCAAUGGGCAGAUGGAAGCCUGACUGUAGAGCAGAAAAGCCAGGAGGAUUUGAAUGGGAUGUGUGAGCGAGACUUUAGCCCAAGGCCUGUGAGCAGGAUUGCACCCAUUGACACAAAAGCAGCCCCUUUAUACUGUAUGUCAGAACCAAGAGGAAGUCAAGAACUCACCAAAGUCAGUGAUGCUUUAGGGUCUGUGCAGCUGGACAGAGAGACUCCCACACAGGUGGAUAAUGGCGGGGACACAGAGGUCCUACCCUGUGUCCUUCUGCCACUUGCUGACAAAUAUCGAGGCCACUCAACACCAGACUUUCGGUCUUUAGAGCUCACACUGGGACAAGAACAGAAUGCCUAUAAAUUAGAGUGUCUGGGUUUAGAGAACACCGUGGAAGUCCUUCCAAGUGAGUCUCUGCAGGAAAGGGCAGAGAGGAUCCUGGGCAUCGAGGUGGCCGUGGAGGCCCUUCUGCCAAGUGCCAGGAGAACAGAACAAAGCCAGCUUCCUGAGCCUGAUGCAAGUGCCUGCAACCCAAGUUCAUCCAGAGAGGACUCAUCACCCAGGUUGGCACUACCAGUGGGGCCCACAGUGGCCACUGAUGCCUUCUAUGGCAGGAGGAAGUGUGGCUGGACUGAGAGUCCUCUUUUCGUAGGAGAAAGGGCCCCCCAGGCUUCUGUAUGCUCAGAUGUGGAUGGCUUCCCUACAAGUCAGGCCACCAGUCCUGAGCCUGGGAAAAAGGAUGAGGAGGGGAAACCACCCUUCAAGUCCACUCUGUUCCAUUUCAUGGAAAAGUCCACAAAUGUGGUGGGUCCUGAAAAGAGGCUCAGAAACCCUUCCAAAGUGAUCGAGAACUUACAAGAAAAACUUGUAUCACCCCCAAAAAGGGCAGACUCCGUUCACUUGAUAAGAAUGAGGGAGGUCAACUCCUUGUCUCAGAUGAGGUGUCUGAGCUCCAAGAGUGCUGACUCUGUGGAGGAGCCUGCCCCCUUAAAGGUCAUCAAAAGUUCAGCCUGGCUUUCAGAAGGCCUUACUUCCCUGAGUGGUAAAGACCAAGCCUGGCAAGCAGGGCACCUGCCCUCUGUCUCUCAAAAUGAAAACGGACACCCUGAAGUGCCAAGGGACAAGAUGUCAGACCAAGACGUGUGGUGUGCAGAUUCCUACGAUCCAAGCCGAGUGGAGAGGGUGUGAUGGCUGCUGGUGGAGCCCCCACCGCCUGCUAGUGGACUGCUCUCUGCUUGGCCCACCUGUCUUGCUCAGGCAGAAGCUGAAAACUGUGGGGUUUGCAGUGUCCCGACUCCUCCUUUGCCUGCCACCCCUACAGAAUUGUUACGAAGACAAAGCGGUGGUCUGCUGACACCAUCUGUCUCUAUAGCAUGGAUAUAUAAUCCCUAUAUUUAGAACAGAGUAUUUACAUUAAUUCCCUUCCAGGUGGAUAGGAGCGUGGCCAAGGAGUUUGGACACUUUGAGUGUAAGGGGAAUGUGAGUGAGCGAGUGAGUGAGUGAGUGAGUGAGUGAGCGAGUGAAUGAGUGAGCAAGUGAGUAAGAAUGACCCAUUUUUAUUACUAAACCUUCAGCAGCUUGGAGUUACGUGUGAGUUAACUGCUGUGAAACUCAGAAUCGCUUCUUGGUGUUCCCGAAGGCUCACACUCGCUGUAACUUACCCACGAGAUGAUCCACUUGGCUUCAAGGCAAACGUGCUGUGCUCGCUCAGCUUUGCACUCAGUCUUCCCUAGGUUUUACCUUCUGUGUGAAUGUUUAGAUAUUCUUUAUAUGAAAAAUAAUUGCUGUUCUAAAAUAGACCAUGCUAACAAAAUAACUAUAUUUCUUUUUAUAAAAUUGCUAUUUUUCUAUGGUAUAUAAACAGUUCUUAGGUGGCAGAUUUUUAAGGAAGUGCUAUUUUAUUUAAGAGUCUAUCCCUAUGUGUGUGAGGGACCCAAGAGGGCCCACCUUGGCUCUAAAGCCUUUGUCCCUACUCCAACGUCAGCUCUGUUCCUUUUUACUGUGUUUCACAGUGUCAUUGAAAACCAAUCACAUGUUCAUUAACUCUCAUAAAGAUAUUUGCACAGACAGAGCUGUGAGAUUACAUUUGAAGAUACCGCUCUCAAAAUCAACCAACAACUUCGCGGUCAUUUUGCAUCCAUGUCCACUAGACUUGCCAAACCCCCAUACUUCCAUCUUUGUAUUCCUAUGGGGAAUCUGCCCCAAGAAGAGACGUUUCUCCUGCCUACUGCCUUGCUCCUUUAAAGAAACAUAUAUUUUUGUCUAGAAUGACUAGUUAAUCUUGCAUAUUCUGAAAAGUGCUUGGGAUCAGUACCUAGAUGGCAUUCUAUGUGCACACAUACCAUGACGGAAGUAUAAAGGGGCCCGUGUUUCCACUAUUGAUUGACCUGCAGAGUUCGUGUAUUUUGUGGCAUUUCACCCUUCUGCCUGUGGAAGGUUUUUUUGUUAACUAAUAUUUUCCAAAGCCUUUGUCCCUUUCCUUCCCCUCUUACCUUUUCCCCUGUCCUUUCCUCUUUUCUUCCCCUCACCCUCCACCUCUCUUUCUCGAUUAAUUUUUUGAGACAUUUAGACAUUUUCUGACAUGCCAAAUUCCUGCAAUAUGAGCCCAUGGCUGGUCAGUCCUCUGGUCCUAAGUUCAAACAGGACUUUCACAGUCUCUUAUCUACACCAUAUCAUUUUAUUUCCUAAGAACCUCACAUGCACUGACUGGACUACACAAAGCAGAGUCCAAGUAGUCUCGAUACACCUUCCUGGAUGCACACAUCUACAGUCUUGGUUUGCACCUGUUUCUCAUGGCCGUCCUUGUCCAAAGCUUGGCUCACGUGGGAAGGGGUUUGAUCUGUAGAUCUCCCUGGGGCAGUGGACAAACCGGUGAGUGGUUUGCAAUGGUGGAUGAAUCAUCUGCUAGGGGCCAGUGAAGGCUAAAGUACACUAGUCUCUGUGUGCAUGUGUGUACAUGUGAAGACCCCAGUGCACGCCUGUGUACCUCUGUACAUACUGGUGCUGUACUGGCUUCCUGUCACAUAACCUGAUACCGUCGGAAGACUCUAGGACAGAGAGAAGGAUCCUGAAGGAAAGCUGUUGUGCCUUAUGUAUCUCAGUCUGGACCAAGCUGCACUUCCAUUUUGUCUUGUUUGAGAUCGUAUCAUACUUCCCCACAGCUGGUCAGUCACAUAGUGAAUAUUAUAAAUUAACCUUAAGUUUUCCAUAUUCUAGCCCAUAAGCAAAUCUUUUGGAAGGAAGUAGUAACAUUAAACUUAGAAACUUGAAAUGUUGACAUACAACUUUUCAUAUUCCUAGGUAAUGUAUAUCUGACCAAAAAUUAUUUUGCUGAGGUCUUAAGGUCAGUACAAAUCACCAUUCCCUAUGUAAAUUUCAGAUGUGCCCAUGACUUUUGGUGAAAAAAAGUCUUCCAUAUUCUGUGUUUGUAAUUAUUUUUCUCAUUACACAUGUUAGUAUUCAGUAAUUUGGAGUUUGUGAAAUUAAAAAUUCUAAUUUCAACCAUUUGAGCUAAAAGGAGGAAUUGUGCCUGUGGUUGUUUCAGAACUUAAAGACAUGAUAGUGAAGUGGUUGUUUUUGGCCUCUUCGGGGGAAAUUUCCUGCAGGACUGAAAAUGAGAUAUUUUACUUAUUCUAAUGAAUACUUACAUAUUUAGUUGUGUUUCUGUAAGCCCUGGGAACCCUCUAAAGAUGCAACCAGUUCCUGGAAGGGACCAUCAGGAUUAUUUCCAUAAUUAUAAAUACUUAUUUCCUUUAUUAAUAAAGACUCUGAUUGUGCAUCA
Molecule: messenger RNA, 6739 nt
Organism: Mus caroli (Ryukyu mouse)
Lineage: Eukaryota; Metazoa; Chordata; Mammalia; Rodentia; Muridae
Gene: Jcad
Product: junctional cadherin 5 associated
Biological process (GO): positive regulation of blood vessel endothelial cell proliferation involved in sprouting angiogenesis
Cellular component (GO): ruffle membrane; adherens junction
Source: RefSeq, a predicted model, not a curated record